UUGCUAUCAGACAUGAAUUUAGUGGUCGGCCACCACUUUGGUCUCCUCCGUCUCUCCCUCAUCGCUUAUAAUAAAAGUGUUCGGUGUCAGUUUGACUAAUAACAGUUAAGUUGAGUUAGACGGAGGCUAAGUUCUGUUUAUUCCUCAUAACUAUUUGAAAUAUUGCAAAUAAUUACGUUUAAAUAAUCUACACCAACACACACACACUCACAAAAACAAGUUCCCUCGACCAUUAAUUGUUUGUCCUCUCAACAAGUUGGAAGUUUUACAGAAUCGCACGGCCAGGAAUAUAUUUCUUUUCAAUUAAUUAACAAACGAUAUGUGUGUGUAUAUAUAUAAUUAUAACACUCGUGGACAUUAAUUUUUUUAUAACUCGGCGCACAUUACUUUGAUACAUAAAUCACUAAUUGCAAUCAUUACUUUUUAAUUAGUCAGCACUUUCGUGGCUCCAUUUCUAUUAAUUUAAUUUCAAACUCUUCGACUUUUAUUGCGGCCAAAGAAGAAGCAGAAAUUGUGUUUUGUUAUGUUAAACUAAAAGCAUCGAUGGUCAGCAGAUUGACCAGACAUUCAGCCACGAAAACUGUUGGUUGAUUCAGUUCAAUUAGUUCCUUCCGUUGGUCACCUGUCCAUUGUGUGUGAGACGUUAUUUCCUUGACCACCACCACUAAACCAAGCCAUGGCAUCAGGAAUAACGGAAGAACAGGCCAUGCUGAAUGACUUCUACCUGAGACAACUUAACCUGCCCGAUGCGCUUACAUUGGAUAAUAUCAUUGAGAACUUUUCUAUGCUAAAUUUAGCGUUUCCUUCAGAUGUCUGUGAGGUGUGCUGCAGUAAUUCUACCUCUGUUCACUACCGGCCAUGCUGCAAUUACCUGGUCUGUUCUUCGUGCUUAACACGUUACCUGUCUGAGAAGGUUCAGUUAGGAAUUGUCAACAUAAAAUGUCUUAACACCUGUGAGCAUUACAUUAACCAGGACGAUAUCAUGGCUUACUUACCAUCAUCUCUGAAAGAGAGAUUCAACAAGUUUCUUGUUGAUGCCAAUAAGGAUCCUUGUGUGAAAACCUGUCCAAACUGUUGUUCCAUUAUCUCGAUUGACAAAUCUGAAAUGAAGCAUAAAAAAUGGAAAAAAGGUUUAAAGGUCGUUUGUUCCACCUGUUCAACUGCGAUAUGCUUCCCUUGUCAAGCACAAUGGCACGAAGGAAUUACUUGCAAACAAUUCCGGAAAGGAGACAAAAUGGUCAAAUUUUGGGCUAAAAAUUACCAAAAUGGUCAGCUUAAUGCACAACGAUGUCCAAAAUGCAAGAUUUUCAUCCAACGUUCCACUGGCUGUGAUCAAAUGUCUUGUAAGAAGUGUGAUACCAAUUUCUGCUAUCUUUGUGGAGAUAAAUUUCGUGGAAUUAAAUUUUUUGGUGAUCAUUUUAGCAAAUUAAGUGUAUUUGGUUGCAAAUACCAUUUCCUUCCACAGAAAAAUAUUGCCAGGAAAUUGAUUCGAGGAACUUUAUUUGGUGGAAAGUUGCUGGCUUCAGUUAUGCUCGGUGGCUUGGCUGUCGGGGUUGGUGGCGCUCUUGUAGGAUUGGGCUCUGUCUUCCUCCCAAUUUACGGAAGUGUCUGCCUCUAUCGACGCUUGAAGUAUCGAAGAAAGGACUUAAACAGAUUCAGAACCAACUAUUCCAACAACAGUUUCGACGACCUCCAACUCUACUUUUCCAGAACGCACAAACUAAUAUUAGACGAAAACAUGGACUUUAUCCACAAUUACUCUUCAAAAGAAACAGAUAAUUCUUCAGACAUAAAACUCGAAGGAAUGUAUAACCUGCCAGGCAGUUUGUCUCAGCUCCAAGAUGAUUCUGAUUUUGGUCAUCAUAUUACCCUGUCCGUCUCCGACAGUUGUGAGUCAAUAGCAUCAAAUCCUAACACAUAUUUUCCUUCUGACUCUGAUGACAGUUCCAUUUAUUCAGCCUCGUCUAGUAGAGGUCGUUUAGACUUGCCGACUAAUAUUUAAACCAAAAAAUUUAUUCCUCAAAUCUUUUGAGUGAAAAAAAAACAUUGUGAUAAGACUUGUCUUCGUUAAUUUCUAUAAUUGUUUCAAUAACUUAUUGAACCAACUUCCUAAGAAAACACUUCAUCAUUACAGAAAAUAUUUUACAAUUUUUGUUUUAUUUUUUCAUGAAUUAAUUAAUAUUUAAUUAAU
Molecule: messenger RNA, 2191 nt
Organism: Octopus sinensis (East Asian common octopus)
Lineage: Eukaryota; Metazoa; Mollusca; Cephalopoda; Octopoda; Octopodidae
Product: probable E3 ubiquitin-protein ligase RNF217
Exons: 5
Coding region: 677-2002 (441 amino acids)
Biological process (GO): protein polyubiquitination; ubiquitin-dependent protein catabolic process; positive regulation of proteasomal ubiquitin-dependent protein catabolic process
Cellular component (GO): cytoplasm; ubiquitin ligase complex
Molecular function (GO): zinc ion binding; ubiquitin conjugating enzyme binding; ubiquitin protein ligase activity
Source: RefSeq, a predicted model, not a curated record